Messenger RNA from Dendrobium catenatum, 1157 nucleotides. Its product is annotated as transcription repressor OFP8. The transcript has a single exon. The coding region runs from base 360 to 920 and encodes 186 amino acids. Lineage: Eukaryota; Viridiplantae; Streptophyta; Magnoliopsida; Asparagales; Orchidaceae. Gene Ontology annotation, biological process: negative regulation of DNA-templated transcription. The record is from RefSeq and is a predicted model, not a curated record.
AUUGGUAGGCACCAGCCGAGUCAAAAUCCCUCCCUCAAAGCCCCCACCUUUCCAUUUAAUAACGCCAGCAAAUCAGAUAAAUCUUCUGAACUGGGUGGGAACUCAGUCUCUCCCCUUUCUCUGUUAUCUCGCCACAUCAUCGUCUGUUCUUCUCCUUCUCUCUCUGAUCAAUCCAUUUAAACCUUUAUAAACCUUACCCCCACGCGACUCCGCUGCUCCAAAGUCUCUCUACCUCAUUAAUCGGCCAAAAAUCUGAUAUUUCUGUUACCAGAACCAACUAAUUUUACUUCAAAUCUGCAAGUUAUCCCCUUCUUCUUUCUUAAUUUCUAAUCACAACGAAUCAAUCUGCACCAACCUCCAUGUCUUCUUCAAGCAAAAGAUUCUUACUACGCCACCCUACAGUCGUCGACACCGGCUGUAGCUGCCGGAGUUCAAAGCUCUCGUCUUUCUUCUCUUUAUCCUCCUCCUCACAGAAACACAUGUCCCUCAAAACGCCAUUUUUCUCCCCCUCUUCUGCCACCACAACGACCUCUCAAUCCGAUUUCAGCCACGACGCUCCCACCACACAUCGAUCCUCUUCCUUCGAUGACUCUCAGUCAUCCUCUCCGUCGCCGACGAACUUUCCGGCGGACUAUCUUAGAGAGAAGAAACGGGGAUUGAAGAAGAAGGGCGUGAUGGAGCAGAGCGUGGCGGUUGUCAAAGAGUCCUGGAAUCCUUAUCUUGAUUUCCGUGCAUCUAUGAUGGUGAUGAUUGUGGAGAAUGAGAUUUACGCUUGGGAUAAUCUCUGUGACCUCCUCAACCAAUUUCUCUCACUUAAUUCUCCUGAUCAGCACCGUCACAUCCUCCGCGCCUUCGCCGAGAUCUGGAAUGAAGUUUUUUCUCCGUCAGCCGCCGGCGGCGGGAGCGGGCCAUCUGCCUAGCCGGUGGGAAUGAGGAUUACCGGAAGGAAGGGUGCAGAGAGUUAGAGCCGUUAACGGAACUGUCGUUUGAUCCGAAUGACGUCAGCAGGUAAAAUAGAUGGAUUCCUGAUGGAGAAUUUCUAUUAUUGCGCGAAUCUCUCUCAAGAAAUUUUAUUUCUUUUUAGGGAAAUUGGAGAACUUGAUUUUCUUUUUAUAAAUUUAUUUUACCAAAUAGGUCUUGAGAAUAUACAUUUUUAU